ACUGACUGACUUCCUUAUAUGAACUGUAACUCAGUAAAAUAUUAUAAAUUAUAUAAUAUGUUUGUUUAGUAUAAAUGUAAUACAGCGAGCAUAUAACAAGCAUAUAACGAAAUGUUACUACCGUUUUUCAAACUCGUUUCACGCAAUUCGAUUAUACGAAUUCCGGAUGUGGGCCGAACAGCUGUUUCAGACACGAUAACAUAUUUCCACUUUCCUUUAGCUAGCAGCUAGCUAGCAGGCCAGCAACAACAACAAUAACAACACGCCGGAUAUUCAGAUUAUAUUUAAGGAAUUGUAACUGAUCUUUAAUUAAAGGUGAUCAAGUUAAAGUUCAGUCGCUGGAAGCUAAGGUUUCGAUGUUGUGCCCUAGUAUUAGCUAACGUUACAUCUUGCAGCUGGAGAUUGAUCAUAUUUAGUAGUCCUCCGCAUUGGAAGAGACCAUUCUGUUGUUCCAGCCCAACAUAUCUGGGCUAUGUGCAAGGCACCAUAAGACUCCAAGAGGACACUAAUUGAUGGUUUAAAACAUGGACCAGGGUGUUGCCGAAAGUCCUGUUAUCAUUGUCAUCAAGGCACCCAACCAGAAGUAUGAUGACCAGACAAUCAACUGCUUCCUGAACUGGACAGUGGAGAAACUAAAAACCCAUAUCUCACAUGUGUAUCCCAGUAAACCGAGCUUCAAAGACCAGAGGCUGGUGUAUUCUGGGAAGCUCCUCUUGGAUCACUUAAUACUGAAAGAUGUGCUCAGAAAGAAGGAUGAGUAUCACAUGGUCCACCUGGUGUGUGCAUCUCGCACACCUCCCGGGUCCCCCAAGCUCCACAGCAACAAGGCCCCUGGAGUCCCCUCUACUGGCUUCACGACGGGUCAGAGCCCCAGUCUCUCCUCCCAUAGCCAAGAUGGCCAAUCAACCUCCACUGGAGAGAGCUCUGACGGGCUGAGACAUCGCACAGGCCCCGUCCCUAACCAUGCAGCACACCCUGCCUUAAUGCAAGCCUACAUGUGGAACCAGUUCUCUCCACAGCAAGGCCCUACCAACAACAUGCCAGCCUACCUUGGCAUACAGUACAAUCCCAUGACGCUGCUGUGGUGGCAGCAGGUGUACGCCCGGCGUUACUACAUGCACUAUCAGAUGUUGGCUGCCUCAUCUCACCACUUUAGGCCUGACCUGCUCUCGACCCAGCCCGGUCAAUCCGAUCCUCUGAACCCACUUCCCCUGGAGGAGCGCCGUGGCGAGCCUGACAUCCAGAUGAACGCCCAGGGAGGGGAGGCGCAUCUGAACGAAGAAGAGCUGAACCGUGAUUGGCUGGACUGGGUGUACACGGGGUCACGCAUCGCCAUCUUGCUCAGCAUAAUCUACUUCUACUCCUCCUUUAGCCACUUUGUCAUGGUGAUGGGCGCCAUGUUGUUGCUAUAUCUGCACCAAGCAGGGUGGUUCCCUUUUAACCCGGAGAAUGAAUUUCAGAACCAUGGAUAUGAGCCCCAAGAGGAUGAGAUGGAGGCGGACCUUCAUCAUGACCUCCAAGAGAUGGAGCGGAUGAUGGAUGAAGGCUUGGGGGACGAUGAUGGGGACAGUGGAGAGGAAGGACUGGAGGAUCCCAAUGGUAUUCCCCAUGCUGGCUUUCUCUCUACGACUUGGUCUUUUAUUGUCACGUUCUUCAUGUCUCUCAUACCUGAGGGGCCACCCAAUGCUGCCAACUGAGCCAAUGAGCCAUGGGAGAAUGGCACUACUGACUGGACUGAAUACACUAUCUUAGAAUGCCCAGCGAGUUCACCCUUGUCUACACAAUCAUUGUACAUCUACCGGAUCACAGGGCACUACAGAAGAACUGAGUGGUCACUCAGCCACACAAACAGAAAGGCUUUGAACUGGUUUUGAAGUGAACAACAAUAAGCUUUGGGGAAAAAGGACAUCCCUGUGUAAUAUUAUGUUUAAUACCAUGAUAAUUAAACCUAUUUUUGAGUGAAAUAAUAAAUAAAGUAUGUAAACUGUAAA
Molecule: messenger RNA, 1991 nt
Organism: Salvelinus fontinalis (brook trout)
Lineage: Eukaryota; Metazoa; Chordata; Actinopteri; Salmoniformes; Salmonidae
Product: homocysteine-responsive endoplasmic reticulum-resident ubiquitin-like domain member 2 protein
Exons: 9
Coding region: 525-1697 (390 amino acids)
Biological process (GO): endoplasmic reticulum unfolded protein response
Molecular function (GO): protein binding
Source: RefSeq, a predicted model, not a curated record